Camarhynchus parvulus is the source of this 1612-nucleotide messenger RNA. RefSeq names its product zinc finger protein 239-like. NCBI's taxonomy places the organism in Eukaryota, Metazoa, Chordata, Aves, Passeriformes, Thraupidae. Gene Ontology annotation, biological process: regulation of transcription by RNA polymerase II. The annotation marks the transcript as partial. The transcript has a single exon. Gene Ontology annotation, cellular component: transcription regulator complex; PcG protein complex. Gene Ontology annotation, molecular function: RNA polymerase II cis-regulatory region sequence-specific DNA binding; DNA-binding transcription factor activity, RNA polymerase II-specific. The record is from RefSeq and is a predicted model, not a curated record.
GGAGAAGCCCCACGCCUGCGUGGAGUGUGGGAAGAGCUUCAGCCGGAGCUCUCACCUGAUCCAGCACCAGAGGAUCCACACUGGGGAACGGCCCUACGAGUGUGGGGAGUGUGGGAAGAGCUUCAGCCGGAGCUCUCACCUGAUCAGCCACCAGAGGAUCCACACUGGGGAACGGCCCUACGAGUGUGGGGAGUGUGGGAAGAGCUUCAGCCGAACUCCAGCCUGAUCAGGCACCAGAGGACCCACACUGGGGAGAAGCCCUACGAGUGUGGGGAGUGUGGGAAGAGCUUCAGCCAGAGCUCCAGCCUGAUCAAGCACCAGAGGACCCACACUGGAGAAAAGCUCUAUGAGUGUGGCGAGUGUGGGAUGUGCUUCAGCCAGAGGUAUUACCUGAUUGUGCACCAGAGGACCCACACUGGGGAGAGGCCCUAUGAGUGUUCCAAGUGUGGGAAGAGGUUUCAGACCAGCUCAAAUCUCUUCCAGCACUAUCAUAGUCACACGGAGGAGAGGCCCUUCCAAUGCCCUGAGUGUGGGAAGGGAUUCAAGCAGAAUUCCACCCUCAUCACCCACCGGCGCAUCCACACUGGGGAGAGGCCCUACGAGUGUGAUAAAUGCAGGAAGAGGUUUCAGACCAGCUCCCAUCUCCUCCAGCACUAUCGGAUUCACACAGAGGAGAGGCCCUUCCAAUGCCCCUGACUGUGGGAAGGGAUUCAAGCACAACUCCAACCUCGUCAGGCACCGGCGCAUCCACACUGGGGAGAGGCCCUACGAGUGUCCCCAGUGUGGGAAGAGCUUCUCCAGGAGCUCUCACUUGACCCAACACCAACGGAGGCACCGGUAAGGGAAGCCCUGCGAGUGCCCUGAGCGCGGGCAGAGCUUCGUGCGCUGCUCCAGCUCCAUCCCCCACUGGAGGAGGCACUUUGGGCACAGCCCUGGUCACUCACAUUCCCUGUGAUCCAUGUGGGGAACACACCUGGCUGCUUAGCCUUUUGGUUUGGCCUUAAUUUUCCUCUGCUUCACCUUCAUCCUUUUUCAUCACCUAAUUUUCUGCUUCACCUUCAUCCUUUGAAAACACUCAAAACUGGGUUAAAUGAAGUAAAUUGAUCGAAUAUAUCUGCAGUUCCGUUAUGUCUUAGUUGUUUUAGAGGGAAUUUAGGAUUUGGGGACACGUUCUGUGUGGAGUGCUGCUGUUGCUAAGAGGCAGGAAUUUGAUCUCACCCUUCUUGUGUUGCCAAGAACUCCUCCCCUGACCCAAAUCCCAACUCCACCCUUGGGAUACCCUAUAAAAAGUCCACGGCCCUGCCUUUGCCCUGUCUUUGGGGGGUAAGAAAUGGAUUCCCAGAGAAUCAGCCCUUUUCCCACUGGAUUCCAUAGGAUCAGCUUCAUUCUCCACUGUAUUCCCAGAGGAUCAGCCCUUUCCUGCUGGAUUCCCAAAGAAUCAGCCCUUUUCCCACUGGAUUCAUGCAGGAUCAGCCCUUUCCCACUGGAUUCCAAGAGGAUCAACCUGUUCUCACUGGAUUCCCAGAGUAUUCUGACUCUGUUUUUUUUUUUUUUUUUUUUGUACUACUGCAUUUGUAUUUUUAAUUUUUCCUAAUAAAGAACUGUUAUUUCU